AUGACCACUUUACUCCUCCUGUUGGUGACCCUCAGGGUCACGGCCGCCGCCGCCAUCUCCAUACAAGUCUCAGUCCCUGACAACUCGCUGAGCGUCAGCAUCCCCGAGCCGUCCCCGCUGCGGGUCCUGCUGGGCACCUCGCUCACCAUCCCCUGCUACUUCAUGGACCCCGUGCACCCCGUGACCACGGCCCCGGCCACGGCCCCGCUCACCCCGAGGAUCAAGUGGAGCCGCGUCUCCGAGGAGAAGGAGACGGUGCUGCUGGUGGCCACGGACGGGCAGGUGCGGGUGCCCGCCGCCUUCCAGGACAAGGUCUCGCUGCCCAACUACCCCGCCAUCCCCAGCGACGCCACCCUGGAGAUCCAGAACCUGCGCUCCAACGACUCCGGGGUCUACCGCUGCGAGGUCACGCAUGGCAUCGAGGACGGCGAGGCCACCGUGGAGGUCGUGGUGAAAGGCAUCGUGUUCCACUACAGAGCCAUCUCCACGCGCUACACCCUGGACUUUGACAGGGCGCAGCGGGCCUGCCUGCAGAACAGCGCCAUCAUCGCCACACCCGAGCAGCUGCAGGCCGCCUACGAGGACGGCUUUCACCAGUGCGACGCCGGCUGGCUGGCCGACCAGACUGUCCGGUACCCCAUCCACGUCCCUCGGGAAGGCUGCUACGGGGACAAGGACGAGUUUCCUGGCGUGAGGACCUACGGCAUCCGCGACACCAACGAAACCUACGACGUGUACUGCUUCGCCGAGGAGAUGGAGGGUGAGGUUUUCUACUCCACGUCUCCCGAGAAGUUCACCUUCCAGGAGGCCGCCAGCGAGUGCCGGCGGCUGGGCGCCCGGCUGGCCACCACGGGCCAGCUGUACCUGGCCUGGCAGGGCGGCAUGGACAUGUGCAGCGCCGGCUGGCUGGCCGACCGCAGCGUGCGCUACCCCAUCUCCAAGGCCCGGCCCAACUGCGGGGGCAACCUGCUGGGCGUGAGGACCGUGUACCUGCACGCCAACCAGACCGGCUACCCCGACCCCUCGUCCCGCUACGACGCCAUCUGCUACACAGGUGAAGACUUCAUCGACAUCCCCGAGAACUUCUUCGGGGCGGGCGGCGAGGAGGACAUCACGGUGCAGACGGUAACCUGGCCAGACGUGGAGCUGCCGCUGCCCCGGAACAUCACGGAGGGCGAGGCCCGGGGCAACGUGAUCCUCACGGUGAGGCCCAUCUUCGGCGGCGGCGGCGGCUCGCCCACGGCCCCCGAGCCCGAGGAGCCCCUCAUCCAGGCCACCGCCUUCCCCGGGGCCGAGAACGGGACCGGGGCGGGGCCCUGGGCCUUCCCCGGAGCAUCCACGCCUGGCCGGGGCCCCUUCACCGGCGAGGACCUGGUCGUGCAGGUGACGGCAGCCCCCGGCGAAGCCCAGGUGCCCGGGCAGCCACGACUGCCAGGGGGGGUCGUGUUCCACUACCGCCCCGGCUCUGCCCGCUACGCGCUGACCUUCGAAGAGGCCCAGCAGGCCUGCCUGCGCACCGGCGCCGUCAUCGCCUCGCCCGAGCAGCUGCAGGCCGCCUACGAAGCCGGCUACGAGCAGUGCGACGCUGGCUGGCUGCAGGACCAGACCGUGAGGUACCCCAUUGUGAGCCCGAGGACCCCGUGCGUGGGUGACAAGGACAGCAGCCCGGGGGUCCGGACCUACGGCGUGCGCCCCCCGUCAGAAACCUAUGACGUCUACUGCUACGUGGGCAAGCUUGAAGGGGAGGUGUUCUUCGUCACACGCCCGGAGCAGUUCACCUUCCAGGAGGCCCUGGAGUCCUGCCAGUCCCACAACGCCUCGCUGGCCUCCACCGGCCAGCUCUAUGCCGCCUGGAGCCUCGGCCUGGACAAGUGCUACGCCGGCUGGCUGGCCGACCGCAGCCUCCGCUACCCCAUCGUCACGCCCCGGCCGGCCUGCGGCGGGGACAAGCCCGGCGUGAGGACCGUCUACCUCUACCCCAACCAGACGGGCCUCCUGGACCCGCUGUCCCGGCACCACGCCUUCUGCUUCCGAGGUGUCUCAGCUGCGCCCUCUCCCGGAGAAGAUCGGGGUGGCACGCCCACACCGCCCUCAGACGUGGAGGACUGGAUCACCCCCCACGUGGGGCCCGGUGUGGCCGCUGUCCCCUCUGGGGAGGAGACCACCGCCGUCCCAGACUUCACCGCGGAGCCAGAAAACCGCACGGAACGGGAGGGAGCCUACACCCCAGCGGGCACCUUGCCGCUGCCAGGGGUCCCUCCUACAUGGCCUUCCACGAGCACAGCCACGGAGGAGAGCACAGAAGGCCCUUCAGCCACUGAAGUGCCCUUGGCCUCGGAGGAGCCAUCCCCCUCAGAAAUGCCAUCUUCCUCGGAGAUGCCAUCCCCCUCAGAAAUGCCAUCUUUCUCGGAGAUGCCAUCCCCCUCAGAAAUGCUAUCCCCCUCCCAGGAGCCGCUGUUCACACCUUCACCCCCGGUGCCCAGCGGCAUGGAGGUGCCAGGCUCCGGGGAGCCGUCCGGGGCCCCAGAAGCCAGUGGCGACUUCUCAGCCAGCGGAGAAGCCUCCGGACACCCGGGCGCCACGGGGCAGCCCCCGGAAGACCUUGACUCCCGUGGUGUCACCUUGCCGGCGGGCUCGGGCCUGCCAGUGGGGAGUGGGCUGGCCUCGGGGGAUGAAGAUGGAGUCACGUGGUCCAACACGUCUCAAGUGGGCCGGCUGCCUCCUGGGGGUGAGGGUCUGGAAGGCUCUGCCUCCGGAGGAGAGGACCUGGGUGGACUUCUUUCUGGAGGUGAGACUCUUCCAGAAAGUUCUACCUCUGGAGGAGAGGACCUCAGUGGACUUCCUAGUGGAGGUGAGGGUCAUCUGGAGACGUCUACCUCUGGAGUAGACCUGGGCGGACUUCCUUCUGGAGGUGGGACUCUUCCAGAAAGUUCUACCUCUGGAGUAGACCUGGGUGGACUUCCUUCUGGAGGUGAGACUCUUCCAGAAAGUUCUACCUCUGGAAUAGACCUGGGUGGACUUCCUUCUGGAGGUGAGACUCUUCCAGAAACUACUGCUUCUGGAGUAGAGGAUCUUGGUGGACUUCCUUCUGGAGGUGAGACUCAUCUGGAGACAUCUACCUCUGGAGCAGACCUGGGCGGACUUCCUUCUGGAGGUGAGACUUUUCCAGAAAGUUCUACCUCUGGAGUAGACCUGGGUGGACUUCCUUCUGGAGGUGAGACUCUUCCAGAAAGUUCUACCUCUGGAGUAGACCUGAGUGGACUUCCUUCUGGAGGUGAGACUCAUCUGGAGACAUCUACCUCUGGAGUAGACCUGGGCGGACUUCCUUCUGGAGGUGAGACUUUUCCAGAAACUACUGCUUCUGGAGUAGAGGAUCUUGGUGGACUUCCUUCUGGAGGUAAGACUCAUCUGGAGACAUCUACCUCUGGAGUAGACCUGAGUGGACUUCCUUCUGGAGGCGAGACUCUUCUAGAAGGUUCUGCCUCUGGAGGAGAGGACCUCAGUGGAUUUCCUAGUGGAGGUGAGACUCAUCUGGAAUCAUCUACCUCUGGAGUAGACCUGGGCGGACUUCCGUCUGGAAGAGACGGCGUGGAGCCCUCUGCCUCCAGAGCAGGGGAGGACCUCAGUGGCCUUCCUUCUGGGGGAGAGGGCCUAGGGGCCUCUGGCUCUGGGCCCGAGGACCUCAGCGGGCUGCCUUCCGGAAGCGAAGGCUGGACGGGAUCAGCUUCUGGAGACCUGGACCUGGGCGGCCUGCCUUCUGGAACUCUCGGGAGCGGGCAGGCCCCGGAAGCCAGCGGCCUUCCCUCGGGAUUCGGCGGGGAGUAUUCCGGCGUGGACCUCGGAAGCGGCCCCUCCUCCGGCGCCCCGGACGCCAGCGGGCUCCCGACCGUCUCCUUGGUGGACACCACGCUGGUGGAGGUGGUCACGGCCCCCACCGCGGGGGAGCUGGAAGGCCGGGGCACCAUCGGCGUGAGCGGCGCCGGCGAGGUAUCCGGGCUGCCCUCCGGCGAGCUGGACAUCAGUGGGGAUGCGAGCGGGUUCCCGUCGGGAGCCGAAUUCAGCGGGCAGCCCUCGGGACCUCCUGACGCCAGCGGGGAAGCCUCUGGAUCCUUCGGGGUCAGUGGCCAGCCCUCCGGAUUCCCCGACGUCAGCGGGGCGACAUCUGGACUCUCUGAGCUCAGCGGGCAGCCCUCGGGGUCUCGGGAGGAAGCUUCCGGAAUGGCCGAGCUCAGCGGACAGCCCUCCGGGCAGCCGGGCGCCAGCGGAGACGCUUCCGGAGACCUCGGCAGCGGCCGCCCCUUUGGCAUCGUCGACCUGAGCGGGGAGCCAUCCGGGGUCCCCGACCUCAGCGGGCAGCCGUCGGCGGGGUGGCCAUGGUUCAGCGGGAUCCCCGACCCGGGUUCCAGCGCGGCGAGCGGCAGCGGCGACGCCUCCGGGGUCACGUUCGUGGACGGCCCUCUGGUGGAGGUGACCCCGACCCCGUUUGAGGGAGCAGAAGAGGAAGGUUUGGGGUCCGUGGAGCUCAGCGGCCUCCCUUCGGGGGGGACGGACCUCUCGGGCGCCUCGGGCACGGCGGACGCCAGCGGGCAGCCGUCCGGGGCCACGGACGCCAGCGGGUGGGCACCGAUGCCUCCGGACCUCAGCGGCCUGCCCAGCGGGGAAGCCUCGGGAGCCGAGGCGGGGAGCGGCGGCAGCGGCUUCCCCACCGUCUCGCUGGUGGACAGGACUCUGGUGGAAUCCGUCACCGGGCCUCCGACGGCCCAGGAGGCGGGAGAGGGGCCUUCGGGCAUCCUGGAACUCAGCGGCGCCCAUUCCGGAGACCACUCGGGACUGCCCGAGCUGGGCGGGCUGCCGUCCGGGCUGGGCGAGCCCUCGAGCACCCCCUAUUUCAGCGGGGACUUUUCGGGCGCCCCCGAAAUAAGCGGGGAGUCUUCGGCCACCGCGGCGAUCCCCGGCGGGGAGGUCACUCUGAUCACGUCUGAUUUUGUGGAGGCUGUCACCGCCCCGACGGUCUUCCAGGAACUGGGCCAGGGACCCCCUCUGACGCACGCCCCCCAGCUUUUCGAGGCCAGCGGAGACGCCUCCACAUCGGGGGACCUCAGCGGAGCCACGCCCGGCUUCCCCGGGUCAGGGGCCGAAGCGUCGUCGGUCCCAGAAUCCGGCAGCCAGACGCCUGCUUAUACGGAGGCCGGGAUGGGGGCGUCUGCGGCUCCUGAGGCCAGCGGGGCGGCUCCGGGGACCCCCGACGUGGGUGAAACCACCCCCGCCGUCCACGAAGCAGACCUGGAGGGAGGCUCAGGCCUCGGGGUGAGCGGCGGCAGCCCCUUUCCCUCCCAGGAAGGGCCCACGGAGGGCUCCUUCCCGUCGGGGAUGAGCGGAGAGCCGACCACCGCCUACGAGGCGGCCACGGACACCUCGGGCUGGCCUCCGGCCGCUCCCCUGGCUUCCGGGGACGGGACGGAAAUCAGCGGAGACCUUCCGUCCGGGCAGGCCUCGGGGCUGGGCGUUGUCAUUGGGACCAGCGCCCCAGAGUUCGAAUGGACCCAGCAGACCCAGCGCCCUGCAGAGGCGCACCUCGAAACGGAGUCCUCCAGCCCCUGGCACUCGGGAGAAGAGGCCCUAACAGCCCAGACAGCCGUCUUCCCGACGGACGCUUUUUCCAUCCCAACUUCGGCAGAAGGGACAGAAGGAUCGGAGGCAACCGCGACAGACCAGGCGCUGUGCGAGGACGGCUGGACCAAGUCCCAGGGCCACUGCUACCGCCACUUCCCCGAGCGCGAGAGCUGGGUGGACGCCGAGAGCCGCUGCCGGGAGCACCAGGCCCACCUGAGCAGCAUCCUCACCCCCGAGGAACAGGAGUUCGUCAACAACAACGCUCAGAACUACCAGUGGAUUGGCCUCAACGACCGGAGCAUUGAAGGGGAUUUCCGCUGGUCAGACGGACACUCCCUGCAAUUUGAGAACUGGCGCCCCAACCAGCCCGACAACUUUUUCGCCUCCGGGGAGGACUGCGUGGUGAUGAUCUGGCACGAGAAGGGCGAGUGGAACGACGUGCCCUGCAAUUACCACCUGCCCUUCACGUGCAAGAAGGGCACAGUGGCCUGCGGAGAGCCCCCCGCGGUGGAGCACGCCAGGACCUUCGGCCGGAAGAGGGAGCGCUACGAGAUCAACGCGCUGGUGCGGUACCAGUGCACCGAGGGCUUCGUCCAGCGCCAUGUGCCCACCAUCCGGUGCCUGCCCAGCGGGCACUGGGAGAAGCCCCGCGUCACCUGCACAGACCCCGCCACCUACAAGCGCAGACUACAGAACCGGAGUCCCCGGGCCGCCCGGAGGAGCCGCCCCAGCACGGCCCACUGA
Messenger RNA from Pipistrellus nathusii (Nathusius's pipistrelle), 6357 nucleotides. Lineage: Eukaryota; Metazoa; Chordata; Mammalia; Chiroptera; Vespertilionidae. The record is from the annotation of a GenBank genome assembly.